Molecule: messenger RNA, 1860 nt
Organism: Chenopodium quinoa (quinoa)
Lineage: Eukaryota; Viridiplantae; Streptophyta; Magnoliopsida; Caryophyllales; Amaranthaceae
Product: E3 ubiquitin-protein ligase CHFR-like
Exons: 15
Coding region: 304-1689 (461 amino acids)
Biological process (GO): mitotic cell cycle checkpoint signaling; ubiquitin-dependent protein catabolic process; protein ubiquitination
Cellular component (GO): nucleus
Molecular function (GO): metal ion binding; ubiquitin-protein transferase activity
Source: RefSeq, a predicted model, not a curated record
UCAUUUUGAGUAAUUGGGGCGGCCUUGUUUAUUAAUGUCUUUAUUUUUUUUUUCUUUACUUUAAAUAAAACAAAUAAAAAACCAAAGUAAAUACUACGUAGUAGUACUUCGUACGAAUUACUCCAAGGAGGUAGCAAAUUGGUUUCUUUUAGUCUCCAUCUUCCUUCACAAGCUUCUCUAUAGUGGCAACCCACUUUCAUCACCAUUUUAAAAAUCCAAUUCUUUUUUUUUUUCUGCAAAAUUUAAGAAAAAUUAAUCUAAAAAAAAAAAAAAAAAAAAAAUCAAACCCAGAAAAAAAAUUCAAUGGACGUUGGGCAAUCAUCUGGUUCAAAUUCCACUGAUGAAGUUUGGGCCAAACUUGUGCCAUCUGAUUCAAGCUAUGCAAGCAUUGAGAUUAGCUCAGAUAAUACAAUUGUAUGUUCACAGAUCUCGUCUACUUCUGAUAAGCUUGAAUGGUGCCAGAUAAUAAGGAACUCUGAUCGAUGUUCAGCCACUAUCAGAAACAAAAGGUCAAAUUUUAUACUCAUUGAUGGGGCUGUAUUGGAGAGUGAAGAUGUAGUUGGUAUUAAGUGUGGCUGUGAAAUAGUGCCAGCUUCCACUAAAAAAGAGCAUCUAAGCUUUAAAUUUGAGGUGAUGCCUGUCCAAGAACACCGCUUUGAGAAUAAGUUGAAGAUUUUUCUAGAUUCAGAGCACACAAAAUGCUGCAUUUGCUUGAAUGUUUGGCAUGAUGUUGUGACAGUAGCUCCUUGCCUUCAUAAUUUCUGCAACGGGUGCUUCUCAGAGUGGUUAAAGAGGUGUCAGAAGAAACAUUCUAGUGUCUUAUGCCCCCAGUGUAGAGCAGUUGUGCAAUUUGUUGGAAGAAACCAUUUUCUUCAUGGUAUUGAGGAGGACAUUUUGCAGGCAGAUGCUUCAUUACGGCGCUCUGCGGAAGAACUUGCUAUAUUAGAUUCUUAUGCAACCAUCAAAUCCAACCUUGUCAUUACAAACGGAAAAGGAAAUCGUCAAAAGAGGGCGCGUUCACUAAUUCAUGAAGAGCGUGUAGAAAUGGAAUUACCAUGUCCUCAAUGUGGAACUCAAUCUGGAGGUUUCCGUUGCACUGAGAAUAUUGCCCAUUUGCAAUGCCAUGCAUGUGGUGGGAUGAUGCCAUCAAGAUCUGAUAUUAGCAUUCCACAACAUUGUUGUGGUUGCGAUAGAACAUAUUGUGGUGCUUAUUGGCACGCUCAGGGAGUUACUAGGACAGAUCAUCACCCCAUCUGCCAACUUGAAACUUUCAGACCUAUCUCGGAGCACAGAGUGUUUAAUAUCCCUUCUACAGCGCAUGAAAGGAAUGAAUUCGAGCAAGAUAUCACAAAUAGGUGCAUUAGACAGAUGGGUACAACACUACAAGAAGUGAUUGCUGAAUGGAUUACAAAAUUGGACAACCGAGAAAUUGAUCGUUCACGAUUGCAUUUGAAGCAUCCUGAGAUGAUAACUGCUGGCACUCAUGUCUGCAGUGAUUGUUACAACACACUGGUUUCAUUUCUUCUUUACUGGUUCCGGAUUUCAUUGCCUAUCCAUCUUCUACCGCCAGAGGCAUCAAGCAGGCAAGACUGCUGGUAUGGCCAUGCUUGUCGAACGCAACAUCACAGUGUAGAUCAUGCUCGUAAGCGUAAUCAUGUUUGCCGACCAACCAGGGGUUCCCAUACAUGAUGCAGAGUACCAAAAAUAAUUUUGGUUUGGGAGGGGGGGCGUCCAGGAUCAGCAUUGUCAGCUGCUGAUUUCUGAAGUAGUUGUGUAAUCUUGCUUAACUCUUGGAAAUUUUAAUUUUACUUUUAUACUACCUCCGUUUUUUUUAAUUGACAAGUUUUGACUUUAGCACUA